UCCGACUUAUCAGUCCUCAAUUAGCCGCGGAGUGUACCGCUACUCAAAAAUUACGAUACGUGCACGAUUCAAUCCCGUUUGAUUUAAUCUGGUAGUAAUUAUUCGGCUAAACCACGAAGUGGAAGGAUUAGUGAAGUGUGUGGUGUAGAGACGAUGCAGUGCGUUCCCAUUUUUGAAAUUUGAAACAAUGACAGUAGUUGUUAGAUUAGACGAAGCACCCAUCCACAAAGUAUCUCCGGUCAGGAAGCGUCCUAGAUCAUUCAAGGGCCCUUUGCGGGUGCUACGUUUAUGUCUGCUUGGGAUCGCGCUACCUAUGGCCCUAGUGUCAGUGCCACUUUAUCUUAGAUAUCACGUUUACGCAAAUCAACUGUAUCCUUUCGCUGUAUCUGAUAUGAGGUUAUUGGACAGAAGAAUAUCGACGUUUUGGUGCCAGAGUCAAGUAGUAAAAGUGAACGACAAUGCGACUUUUAACGCGUUUCUUCUUCCACAAGAUCCUCCAAUGGCACCCACCCUAAAACCCGUGUCAAUGGUCCGCGAGAUAUACUUAGAGGACGACAUGAAGGAAUACUGGGGCUUCUACUUGCUGGCGGGAUCGACCGUUACCGUGUCCACAUGUGUCAGAUGGCCCGGCGCAUCUUUGAUUAUAAUUCGGGGACACAAGCAUUUACACGACUGUGCAUACAUCGGUGACGAUUCUUCGGAAGAAUUGGAAGAAAUUGCGAAAGGUCUGAUGGAUGGCACCUACAACGACUCCAGCAACUCCUCAGCCGAAUCGGACACAAAUACGCCCCACCUAAUGAAGCGACAUCGCUCUGAUGUACACUUCCACCACCCCUACCAUAGUAAUGGGACCAACGCCACAGUUGGAUUAAAACACGAUGUACCCGACAUCACCGAUCCUAAAAUGUUGAAAGUGCUGUUGGAGGCUUUAUCCAAAAAAACGCAGAAAAUGAACGAACAACGUGAGAAAAUCAUUGAGAAGAUUGAACGACAAAAGGGGUCGAAGAAGACCUUCCAAAAAAACUCGCCAAAAGAAGAGCCACCGACUUCUUACGUUAAAACGAACUCCUCCGCCUCUCCCGGUAGUGCUAACGUGCAAAGCGAUACCGUGGUGUUUGAAAAUCUGACGGUAUCGGAUAAGGACAUCGCCAUUUUACAAGCGUCUGUUAUCUCCGAGAUAAAAGACGAGGCGGGCCGUCAAACUGCGUCCGACGAAUUGUACAUGGAGCUUUCGAAGAAGCUGGAUUCCUUGGGCGAUAAACAACACAAAAUUUUGCAGAAACUGAAUGAGAGAGCUGCAGGCUUAAGUCCUUUAGAUAAAGGACAGAUACGUGGAAGAAGGAAGAGGGAAAUUACCAUUUCGUCUGCAAUGCAUGAUAUGUUAAAUGCUGAUGAUGACGAAGGGAAUAUUGCAAUUGAGGAGGGUUUUCAAGUGGAUGGAAUAGCAGAUCAUCACGGGGAAAUAAACGAAACAACUCUAAACGACAGAAGUAGCAGUGAAUUUUGGUCAUCCUUCUCCAGUUCUGAGGAAGCUCUUCUAAACUGUGAGGGUUUAGUACUUAAUUUACCCUUAACACCACACAUGCGCUGCAACGCCCACCUAAGCGAAGAAAGCUUCGACGAGGCCUCGUCCACCAACAAAGUGACGUACCAGAUACCCAGCAAUGGUUACUAUUUCUUUAUCUUUAACAGUGAAAAUGAAGUGCAAGUGAACUACAUCCGAUUGCGUUUCCAAUUAAACAAGACUGUUUACGACGUUUCCAGUAGAACGUCGUUCUGUGAAAAUCAAACCAAUUCGUGCGCCUUGGACUUGAAGUUCUUUUCGAAUGAAAAAACCGUGAUGGAGGUUCCGAUCACGAGCAAUCAGUCGAGGUGGAAUGAAGAAUUUGUUGUUGUAUCUGAAUGUCAGCCAAGAACAAUAAUUUACAUGUGCUGUGCUGUUUCAGUGCCUAUACUAAUAAUGCUAUUUGCGUUUCAGUAACGGAAAUCCGUUACUGUCACAGUUGAACAUUUUAGCAAACUUGCCGAGUGAAAGUAUAAGGAAAAUGUGAUAUUAAUUUUUUAAUGCAUACUGUAUACCUAGGUAUUUCCACGUGAACAAUAACUGUUUUUAAAUGUUUAAUCUAUUAUGUUCAAAAAUUCAACUCCCUAUUUAUAAUGGACUGUGCCCACUCUCUGGAGUAAUGUUCAUCAGAUUUGUGGAUACCACUUCUCAUCCUUUUUUGUUUUUAUUUAUGUUGUAAAAUAAACAUUAAACACUAAAGCUUGCAA
Messenger RNA from Photinus pyralis (common eastern firefly), 2271 nucleotides. RefSeq lists its product as uncharacterized. The coding region runs from base 188 to 1981 and encodes 597 amino acids. NCBI's taxonomy places the organism in Eukaryota, Metazoa, Arthropoda, Insecta, Coleoptera, Lampyridae. The transcript is spliced from 7 exons. The record is from RefSeq and is a predicted model, not a curated record.